Molecule: messenger RNA, 1809 nt
Organism: Zygotorulaspora mrakii
Lineage: Eukaryota; Fungi; Ascomycota; Saccharomycetes; Saccharomycetales; Saccharomycetaceae
Gene: GAP1
Product: amino acid permease GAP1
Exons: 1
Coding region: 1-1809 (602 amino acids)
Biological process (GO): amino acid transmembrane transport
Cellular component (GO): membrane
Molecular function (GO): amino acid transmembrane transporter activity
Source: RefSeq, a predicted model, not a curated record
AUGAAUAGUUCAGUCGGAGACGAGAAGGGUCAGAGUCCUACCUACCAAAAGGGCGACAAAAAUGUGGAAGUGGAGUAUUUGGCGCAGGAGCCGGUGACUUCGUCGUCGGGGUCGCACCAGCCAGAUAGCUCGGGCGAUGGCAGGACGACGUUCGGCAGAUUUGUGGACUCGUUCAGGAGAGUUGAGCUCCCGGAGCUGGACCCAAAUUUGACGGAGGCUGAGAGAAUCGCGAUUGCGACGGCCAGAUCGCCUCUGCAGCACCACUUGAAGAAUAGACACUUGCAGAUGAUUGCCAUCGGUGGUGCCAUUGGUACGGGUCUUUUCGUUGGUAGUGGUACGGCUCUGAGAACAGCUGGGCCCGCGGGUAUUCUGAUUGGUUGGGGGCUGACUGGUACUAUGAUUUACUGUAUGGUUAUGGCAGUUGGUGAGUUGGCUAUUGUGUUCCCUGUUUCUGGUGGUUUCACCACGUAUGCCACCAGAUUUAUCGAUGAAUCGUUUGGUUUUGCAAACAACUUCAAUUAUAUGUUGCAAUGGCUGGUGGUUCUACCGCUGGAAAUCGUGUCUGCGUCUAUUACUGUUAACUAUUGGGGUACGGAUCCUAAAUACCGUGAUGGUUUUGUUGCGUUGUUUUGGGUUGUCAUUGUGGUCAUCAAUCUGUUCGGUGUUAAAGGUUAUGGUGAAGCAGAAUUUGUCUUUUCGAUCAUCAAAGUUAUCACGAUUAUUGGUUUCAUUAUUCUUGCCAUCGUUUUGAUUUGUGGUGGUGGUCCAGGUAACGAAGGCUACAUAGGCGCUAGAUACUGGUACCACCCUGGAGCUUUUGUGGGCCCCAAUCAUGGUGUCCAAUUCAAGGGUUUGUGUACAGUCUUUGUUACGGCCGCUUUCUCUUUCGCUGGUAGUGAGUUAGUUGGUUUAGCAAGUUCUGAAGCCGAAAACCCAAGAAAGUCUGUUCCAGGUGCAGCAAAGCAAGUUUUCUGGAGAAUUACUUUAUUCUACAUCAUCUGCUUACUACUGAUUGGUAUGUUGGUUCCAUAUGAUGAUCCUCGUUUGAUUGGUGCUUCUUCUGUCGAUGCUGCAGCCUCUCCUUUUGUUAUUGCUAUUGUUACCCACGGUAUCAGAGGUCUACCAAGUGUUGUCAAUGUCGUUAUUUUGAUUGCUGUUUUGUCUGUUGGUAAUUCUGCUAUUUACUCCUGUUCAAGAACUCUAGUUGCUUUAUCUGAACAGGGUUUUUUGCCAAAGAUUGUCUCUUACAUUGACCGUUCAGGUAGACCAAUGGUUGGUAUCAUUAUUAGUUCCGCUUUUGGUUUGAUUGCUUUUGUUGCUCAAUCUCCAAAGGAAGGUGAUGUUUUUAAUUGGUUGUUAGCUCUAUCAGGUCUAUCUUCUCUAUUUACUUGGACAGCAAUUUGUCUAUGUCAUAUUCGUUUCAGAAGAGCUUUGGCUGCUCAAGGUAGAUCCACAGAUGAACUGCCAUUUGUCUCCCCAGCUGGUGUUGUUGGUUCUUAUUGGGGUAUGUUCAUGUGUAUACUGAUGCUGAUUGCUCAAUUUUACAUUGCUAUAUUCCCAUUGGGUGAUACACCAAAUGCAGAGGCUUUCUUUGAGGCAUAUCUAUCUUUCCCAAUCGUUAUUGCCUUCUAUAUUGGCCACAAGAUCUGGAGGAGAAAUUGGAAAUUGUACAUUAAGGCUGAGGAUAUGGAUAUUGACACAGGUAGAAGAGAAGUUGAUCUUGAUCUACUGAGACAAGAAAUUGCAGAAGAAAAAGCUGCUAUUGCUGCAAGACAAUGGUGGUACAGAUAUUGGAAAUUCUGGUGUUAA